ACCCCAGGUCGCUCUGUCCCCGCCACACUCUCAUCGCCCCCGCGCGUCCGGGAGCAGCCUCCCCGCCCCGCGCCGCUGCCCUAGGGCUCCCGGAUCCCGGCAGCCAGGGCCCCGCUGCGCCUGCUUCGCCCCAAGAGUCGUGUCCACUGGAGUCCCCCGGGCCAUGAGUCUCUGCGCUGUCCCCCGCCGCUCCACCGGCGCCGCUGCGGCGCUGGGGCUCGGUAGCCUCUUGAUGCUGCUCGGGCCGGGACGCGCGUGCCCCGCGGGCUGUGCCUGCACCGACCCCCACACCGUGGACUGCCGUGAUCGCGGGCUGCCCAGCGUGCCCGAUCCCUUCCCGCUGGACGUGCGCAAGCUGCUAGUGGCCGGCAACCGAAUCCAGCAGAUCCCCGAGGACUUCUUCAUCUUCCACGGAGAUCUAGUCUAUCUGGAUUUCAGGAACAACUCGCUGCGCUCGCUGGAGGAGGGCACGUUCAGCGGCUCCGCCAAGCUGGCCUUCCUGGACCUCAGCUACAACAACCUCACCCAGCUGGGCGCCGGCGCCUUCCGCUCGGCGGGGAGGCUGGUCAAGCUGAGCCUGGCCAACAACCACCUGGCCGGUGUGCACGAGGCCGCCUUCGAAAGCCUGGAGUCGCUGCAGGUGCUGGAACUCAAUGAUAACAACCUGCGCAGCCUCAACGUGGCGGCUUUGGAUGCACUGCCCGCGCUGCGCACUGUGCGCCUGGACGGGAACCCCUGGCUAUGCGACUGUGACUUCGCCCACCUCUUCUCAUGGAUUCAGGAGAACGCAUCCAAACUGCCCAAAGGCCUCGAUGCCAUCCAGUGCUCGCUGCCCAUGGAGGACCGGAGAGUGGCCCUGCGGGAGCUGUCAGAAGCGAGUUUUAGCGAGUGUAGAUUCAGCCUGUCCCUCACAGACCUGUUCAUCAUCAUCUUCUCGGGUGUGGCCGUGUCCAUCGCCGCCAUCAUCUCCAGCUUCUUCCUGGCCACUGUGGUGCAGUGUUUCCAGAGGUGCGCCCCUAACAAGGACACGGAGGAUGAGGAUGAUGACGAGGAUGACUGAGCCACCCCCCUCCUGCUCUUUGCUUUCCCAUACCCAGCUAGUGGUACCACUCCAAGGGAGACAGAGAUGCUGAAGACAGAAGCCUCCCAUCACUCCAGGCCGUGAAAGGGAUAGAGCUUGCCUAGGCACCUGCUGGGACAGCCGAUCCCAGAGCAUAGAAUCAGCAGAGUAGAGACAUGGGAAGGAUGGAGAGAUUCAUUCCUGAGCAGAGCCCACCUGCUGGGCUGCGGCAUUCAUGUGUGUGUGAAGAUAAUCAAGUCAGGCUUCAUAGCUUACAGCUUUACAACCUUCCCAAGCUGAUGUGAGAGCUCACACAGCGUCUGACCUCAGAGAUGUUUUUGCCGUUGUCAUUACCAGCUGUGCUGUGGACCAUGAGUCAUCUUCCCCCUAAAAAGACGGCAGAGCUCUCAGGGGGAGACUCAAGCUCAGCUCACUCUCCAGGGGAGCAGGGAUUCUUCUCCUUCACAAAAGGUCCCAGCAACUUUGGGAUGCUAGACCAAGAACAAGCAAAUGUACAUGCAAUAGAUAACGUCUGUGUCUCCCCUGCGUUGUGUUGACGCCCAAUACCCAGCAUGAAGAAUGUGAGAUGACUUGAGCCAGCAUCACUGAGCUGGCCUGGGUGCUGAUACCCAAGGCAGAGGUUCGCAAGAAGUUCCUGGGGGUAUUUUAGGGACCCACUGCGUCAGGGGCUUUUGAAGAGGUCCCUUUGGAUAUGACUUGGUCAUGAGAAUGGAUUCAUUUGGAGUGCAAUUAGUGCCCUGGUAAUACAAACUCCGGGGACCUUCCUGCUCCUUCACCAGGUGAGGACCCAGUGAGAGGGCAGCCAUCUGUGAACCAGGAAAUGGUCUCUCACAGGAACUCAACCGUUUUGGUACCCUACCCUCCAACUUCCAGCCUCCAGAACUGUGAGAAAUAAAUGUUUGUUAUUUAUAAACCCUCA
Messenger RNA from Mesocricetus auratus (golden hamster), 2000 nucleotides. It is a transcript of the gene Lrrc38, whose product is annotated as leucine rich repeat containing 38. The transcript has 2 exons. The record is from RefSeq and is a predicted model, not a curated record. Lineage: Eukaryota; Metazoa; Chordata; Mammalia; Rodentia; Cricetidae. Gene Ontology annotation, molecular function: potassium channel activator activity; voltage-gated potassium channel activity; transmembrane transporter binding. The coding region runs from base 164 to 1060 and encodes 298 amino acids. Gene Ontology annotation, cellular component: voltage-gated potassium channel complex.